Molecule: messenger RNA, 3209 nt
Organism: Silurus meridionalis
Lineage: Eukaryota; Metazoa; Chordata; Actinopteri; Siluriformes; Siluridae
Gene: esco1
Product: establishment of sister chromatid cohesion N-acetyltransferase 1
Exons: 10
Coding region: 16-2919 (967 amino acids)
Biological process (GO): mitotic sister chromatid cohesion
Cellular component (GO): nucleus; chromatin
Molecular function (GO): protein-lysine-acetyltransferase activity
Source: RefSeq, a predicted model, not a curated record
GUUAAUCGUUUGCGAAUGCCGCCGCCAGUCCGCCAGGUGGCGCACGCAAACGCGAGCGCGAAACCCGAGGCGCGACGAAGAAACUUCCAGAGCACCGGAAGAGAACGUAAACUUCCCACAGCACCAAACAGCUGUUCUCGGGGAAGGAAAGGAGAAAACCGAACCGGGGAGAGAACCGGGGAUUCCGUUUCCACGACGAUGCCAUGUCAAAAACGAAAAAUGCAGCCUGCCGAAGCCCAAGACGAUGAGAAGCGAGCGGACCCGAGCACGAUGGCGUCCCGAACGUCUCUACGCCCCAAACGUCCCCAAACGUCAGCAGCACCACAGAAACAAGGUCCGGCCAAGUCCAAAAAAAAGCCUUCAGCCCAGCCGAGAGACGAGACGGAAAACACGCCUCGACGCUCCUCCAGGCUCAAAACCCCGCCGAAGAAGGCGAGCGGCACGAAAAGGAGAAAAACCUCCACCGCGGUGGUGAAGGACCCGAGAAUGAGCAUUAGAGCUUCCAACAGAGACGGGGAUAAACCGUGCCUGACGUCACCUGCGCUGAAGAAGGGGAGCAGGAAGUACGCGUCCAGGGUGAAGAAGGAGAACCGCGAGUCUGCGCUGAAGGACGUGGCGUGCGGCGCGGCGGCCGGACUUCUCCCCGUGUUAAUCGAGCACAGCUACGGUCAACCUCCCGAUUCACACAGCGAGGAAACCACACUGCCAGACAAAAGCCAAGCCGCCGGAAUCACCAAGCUCGGUCUAGACGUGAACGACGAGCACGACGCUGCCGUCUACCAUCCAGCCAGAGCGUCUGGAGAGAGCAGAAAGGAUCUCUUAGUAGACCCUGGUGUACAGGUAGAACCCGGAGCAGGUGAAUUUCCAGAACCAGGCGUGAACAAAGACGACUUGCGUAGCGAAAACACCUCAGACGGCGAAGGGAGCGCACGUCUCCCGCAGGACGCUCUGUUCUCCGAAGCGUCUGACGUGCCUCAGGACGAUCUCGAGAUCGAACACUGUGUCGUCGAGAUUGAAACGUCAGAAGAAGAAGCGCAUGGUGACCUCAGUGCCUUACAGAGUAACGAGCAGCCCUCACAGAACCUCCAGGACUCCACGGGACUCUCGGAAACCAGCAGAGCUGCGGUGUGUAAGGAGAGCACCUCCACUCCUCCUUCUCUUCCGCAAGACGGAGCAAAAGACUCCUCACAAGGUUCUCCUGCACAGGACGCCGCAGAACCUCCCAAGAAGCAAGCGAUGAACCCUCAGGCCAGGACCAAGGCGCGUCUGGCAGCCAUGGCGAAGGAGAGAGCCGCUGCUGCUAAGAGGCCGCCGCCCAAGCAGCUCAACCUCUUAGCUCUUUGCGAGGAAAUCGCAGACGACAUCGCGUCGGACACGGCGGCCGCGAAAGACGACAAGACGGACGACAGCGUGGAGUCGUUUGAGAGUAAAAACGAGGUGGAGAACGCGACCGUCCCCACCGUGUCCAGCGACCUCCCCGUCCCGGAAAGCCUCACAGAGGAGACGCACGAGAGCACGCCCAAGAAACGCUUCUUCCUCAGCCAGGUUUCGGUUCCGCUCAAAACCCAGGAGAAGAAGAAGUUAUCCCGGUUCCAGAAGCUGAGGCAGGUCGAGCUCCAGAGGGACAAACUGACAUGGACGCGGGUCAAAAAGCUGAAAUCGGAGCAGGCUAGCCAGGACGAGGUCGAGGACUCCGUGCAGACGUCACCCGUCUCGGUGCCGACCGGCGACGUCAGUCUUCCUCCUCCGUCUCCUCCUCGUCUCGCGCCGGCGUCCACGCUGAAAGCGGGAGCGGGCGAGUGCAGGAGGACGCUCCCGGCCGUGGCCCCGCCCAUGCCCAACGGGAUCACCAGCUCCAAACCUAGACCUGUUGUGGAGUAUAAGCCAUACAACCCAAGACCAAAAUACUCUCCAGACGACUUUGAACUCGACGAGCCGAGCGAAGAGACCAGCAAGCCGGCGCUCCCCAAACAGGAGGGCAGAACGGAGCAACACUCGUCUACGGCUGUGGAGUCGUCCAGAACACCCGGAAAGCUCACGUGCACCAUGACCUCUGCAGCUCCUACAGGGAUCAGGUCCUCUACCCACCACGACGCUUCUCAUAAAACACCAACGGAAAAUUCCGACUCCAAAAGCAGGAGCAGCUGUAGCAGCGGGUCGGAUGCAGAUCUUCGGAGCGAGGUUACGAACACCACGACGUCUGCAGGUCCAGACGGAGAGCAGAAAAGCAGCAACGCGUUCGGAGCCACGUCCUGUAACGUCUGUGGGAUGCUCUACUCUCCUUCCACCACCGAGGACGAGACGCAGCACCUGCUGUUCCACAACCAGUUCAUCAGCGCUGUCAGAUACGUGGGCUGGAAGAAGGAGAGGAUUUUAGGAGAAUACCCAGACGGCAAGAUCAUCCUCGUUCUCCCAGACGAUCCUAAAUACGCCCUGAAAAAGGUGGAGGAGAUCAGAGAAAUGGUGGACAACGACCUGGGAUUCCAGCAAGUGGAGACGAAGGUUCCUUCUCAAACCAAAACCUUCCUCUUCAUUUCAAACGACAAGAAGGUGACGGGGUGUCUGAUCGCUGAACACAUUCAGGAGGGCUACAGAGUGAUCGAGGAGCCUUUACCAGAAGGUUCUGAGGGGGAGAAGGUGAUGUUCGAGCGUCAGAGGGCCUGGUGCUGCUCUACUGUUCCAGAGCCUGCAGUGUGUGGGAUCAGUCGUAUUUGGGUCUUCAGCAUGAUGAGGAGGAGAGGCAUCGCCUCACGCAUGAUCGAGUGUCUCAGGAACAACUUCAUCUACGGCUCCCAUUUAAGCAAAGGCGAGAUCGCGUUCUCAGACCCCACACCUGACGGGAAGCUUUUCGCUACGCAUUACUGUGGAACGUCACAGUUCCUGGUCUACAACUUCAUCAGCGGCCCGCGGUUGAACUGACGCCAUUCACUAUAAAACCCAGCACUUUUUUUAGCUCCUCCCAUUCCCACAUUACAGCAAACCCGGACCGGACCGGACCGGAGCCACACUCGGGAGGAUCUCAGCAGCUUUUAUUACACAGAGACACGAACUUAUUAUUAGAAACUUCCUCUAAAAGAAAAUGUCCACCAUGUUGAUUUUUUUGAUACGUUCUCCUAAUAUGAUUUGAUUUCAGAGUGAAAACUGGUACAGACAGCAGGGGUUCAAUCCCACCUUACAGGAUCUAUAUUAAACACAGAACUGUUUUUUAA